Molecule: messenger RNA, 1965 nt
Organism: Nanorana parkeri
Lineage: Eukaryota; Metazoa; Chordata; Amphibia; Anura; Dicroglossidae
Gene: HSF2
Product: heat shock transcription factor 2
Exons: 13
Coding region: 34-1620 (528 amino acids)
Biological process (GO): regulation of DNA-templated transcription
Molecular function (GO): DNA-binding transcription factor activity; sequence-specific DNA binding
Source: RefSeq, a predicted model, not a curated record
CGUGUUUUCCAGUGCACGGCGAAGCUCGGGACAAUGAAGCAGAAUUCUAACGUACCGGCGUUCCUGAGCAAACUGUGGACGCUGGUGGAGGACUCAGACACCAACGAGUUUAUCACAUGGAGCCAGAAUGGUCAGAGUUUCUUGGUCCUUGAUGAACAACGAUUUGCAAAAGAGAUCCUGCCUAAGUACUUCAAACACAAUAACAUGGCCAGCUUUGUGAGGCAACUAAACAUGUAUGGUUUCAGGAAAGUGGUCCAUGUUGACUCUGGAAUUGUAAAGCAGGAGAGAGAUGGUCCAGUUGAAUUUCAGCAUCCGUUCUUUAUUCAAGGGCAAGAUGAGUUACUGGAGAAUAUCAAAAGAAAGGUAUCCGCCACAAGACCUGAAGAAGCUAAAGUGAGACAGGAAGAUAUCUCUAAAAUUUUAAACAAUGCUCAAAAAGUUCAGAUGAAACAAGACACUAUUGAUUCGAGACUGUUCACAUUGAAAAGGGAAAAUGAAGCUUUGUGGAGAGAAAUAACUGAUCUACGCAGCAAACACUCCCAGCAGCAGCAGGUUAUUCGGAAGAUUGUGCAGUUCAUUGUGACUUUGGUGCAGAAUAACCGAUUAGUGAGUUUGAAGAGAAAAAAGCCUUUGCUCCUCAAUACACAGAGUUCUCCAAAAACAACCAUCUUACAGACAAUAGUUACAGAAACCGCUGAAGACAAGCAUCAUAAGACCCAUAGGGGAGAAGGCCUAAACAGAGGGGAGAUUUCUGAUGAUAUAGUAAUUUAUGAUAUAACAGAAAACACGGAGGAAGUAGAGGAGAGAAAUGUACUUACACCAGAAAGUUCAGAUCAUUCUGCUGACACAUUGAAUGACCGGCUUUCACCUGAAAUUGUAAUAGUGGAGGACGAUUUUGAGGAUGACGAUGCCUCCAUUCUUCCAGAAGAUAGAAGUGCAGGAGUGAUUGGUGCACUGAGCCCGGUCCGAGAAGAUGUCUCAAGCCCACUGAUGUCUGGUCCACUUCAACUUAAUAACCAGUCCUCGCUUUCGUUUGAAGACCCUGUAACCAUGAUGGAUUCCAUUCUUAAUGAGAGUGGUGUAAUUUCUCAAAAUAUUAAUCUCCUUGGAAAAGUUGAGCUUUUGGAUUAUUUAGACAGCAUUGACUGCACUUUAGAAGAUUUCAAAGCAUUAUUGUCAGGACGUCAGUUCAGCAUAGAUCGAGACCUCCUGGUAGAUAUAUUCGAGAGUAAUGUGCAAAUGAGUCCUUCUGACUUUCUUAAUGGCCCAAAGUUGGAAACGAAAGGAAUCGAGACAAAAAACAGUGAAGUUGUUCCAGGACCAGCAAAUACAGAUGGUAUAAAAUCAGGCCAACAGCUUGUACAAUACACAUCCUACCCCCUUAUGGCUUUUCUGGACGGAGACUCUGAAACCUUUGCAUCGGAUGUCCCAUCUGCCAAGGCAACCGAUAUGAACAAUUUAUUAGAAUCAAGCCUAAACCUGGAAUCGGAGCCCACGCAGAGUAAACUUGUGCGUUUAGAGCCCCUGACUGAAGCCGAGGCCAGUGAAGCUACUUUGUUCUAUUUUUGUGAACUUGCACCUGCACCUCUGGACAAUGACAUGUCUUUACUGGACAGCUAGAUACCUGGGACCCUGUACACCUGUAGAUAUUCAUCAAAAUGAUGAACUAUUUAUUUAAAGUAUCAUUUUGGUACACUGUGUUUCUCCCUCAUGAUGUUUUGCAAUUUUUUGACACUGCAAUUUUCACGUUUUUGUUUAUGUACAAAAUAAUCUGCUAGAUUUGGUUGCAUUUUAAAGACCUGUUAUCAUUUUAAACCAACGGUUUCAUAAUCUAGGUUUGUUUUACCUUUUUGGUUGUGUUUAGUUGUCGGCUGUCACCUGAGCUCCAUUAAUCCAUGUUGCUUUUAUAUGUAAUGUGUAUAUACACCUACUCUGCAAUAUGCACAAAUUCCUAAUCCUAUGACA